CGUUUCGCUGUGAAUGCCAGCGGCGGACGCUUGCAUUCAGCUGUUUGUAAUUUAUUUGCAAGGACCGAAUCUGCUUCUGAAUAAACACAAUAAACACAGAGAUUUGGCCAUGAAAACGGAGUCCAACGAGAAGUGGGUGGUGUGCCGCGUCUGCCUGAACAACCCCGGCGAGGGCGAGGAGCCGCUGCACGAGAUAUUCAGCCAGACAGCCAGCACCCGCCUCGACCAAAUGCUGCACAUAUGCGCAGGCAUCCCCGUCAGCCUGGACGACAAGUUCCCGGACAAGAUGUGCAGUAAGUGCGUGCGCUGCCUGCGGCUGUGCUACAAGUUCCGACUGACCUGCCAGCGAUCCCACCAGCACAUCAUGGACAUGCUGCUCAGGGAGGCCAGCAACGCCAGUUCCGCCGGCAACGAUGACGUCCUUACCCUCUCCGACGACCUGACGGUGGAGAGCGUGGUCAAGACCUGGGAGGAGGACGCCAGCCAGAUGGAUGACGGUUUCAAGGUGGAGGAGGGUGAUUUCCAGCCGGAGGAGCAACAGCAGGUUAUCACUUAUGUUGUGGAUGAUGGCGACGGCGGAGAUACUAUUAUGUUCGAUGAGGAGGAUCCCAGCCAAGCGGUCUUCGAUGGGGAGCACACGGUGGCCGAGGAGGCAGAUGCUGUGUAUGAGGAUUAUGAACUGCUCACCAGCGAGAACUCAACGGAAGUCAGCCAGGAAAACCUCGCUAGCAUUGCCAAGCCGACCACAGAAGAAUAUCCCUAUGACGACCUGGCAGAAGACAUACUCAGCUCCGAUGAAAGCUAUGUUCCCGAGGGCAAGCCAACGCCAACAAAGUCGCCAAGUCGCGAGCGACCGAAGCGGAAGCCUGCUCCAGUCCGCAGACACAGCACAGAAGAUGAACCCGCUAAGAAGAAGCUGGGUAGGAAGCCGCGCAACAAGCUGACCACCUACAUCUGCGACGUGUGCGGGAAUAUAUAUCCCACACAGGCCCGCCUCACGGAGCACAUGAAGUUCCAUUCCGGUGUCAAACCGCACGAGUGCGAGAUCUGCGGACGAGGCUUUGUCCAGAACCAGCAGCUGGUGCGUCAUAUGAACACGCACACCGGGAACCGGCCCUACAAAUGCAACUACUGUCCAGCUGCCUUCGCCGACAGAUCCACCAAAACCAAACAUCACAGAAUUCACACCAAGGAGCGCCCGUACGAGUGCGAUGUUUGCUCCAGAGCCUUCACCUACUCGGAUAACCUGAAGUUCCACAAAAUGAUUCACACGGGCGAGAAGCCGCAUGUCUGUGAUCUUUGCGGCAAGGGCUUUGUGAGGGCCUACAAGAUGCGAUUGCAUCGGGGAACGCACGAGAGACGAGGUCAAUUGAGACCGGAUGCGGACAUGGGCGCUGAGGGAGAAGUAGUUAAGGAGGAGGCUCCAGAGUUUCUCAGCUAACUCCCCCAAAUAGGGGCAUUUCCUUUGUGUUGAUAUCGAUAGGACUUUAGUUUUAGGAUCGAAUGCCAUUGUUAUAGCUCUUCCAUUAAACAGUGUAAGCAUGGAUUUACAUUUGGAAAAUGAGUUCACGCGUUGAUUAGUGAAAUGGUGUAAUCGUUCGUGUAUAUAGUACAUUCUUAACUACUUAAAAUAUUACGUUAACAAUAAAAUAGAGUACAAUUUUUGUCUUAAUAA
Molecule: messenger RNA, 1675 nt
Organism: Drosophila biarmipes
Lineage: Eukaryota; Metazoa; Arthropoda; Insecta; Diptera; Drosophilidae
Product: zinc finger protein 502
Exons: 5
Coding region: 14-1441 (475 amino acids)
Cellular component (GO): nucleus
Molecular function (GO): zinc ion binding
Source: RefSeq, a predicted model, not a curated record